GAGCGAUAAUCCUUCAAAGCUCUCCUGACGAGCUGUGGUUUUCCCUUCAUUUGUACACGCGCAGGUGUAAACUCUUGCUGAAGAAGCAAGACAAGUUUUCACUGAGUUCGCCGGUGAGUAGCCGCACUUGACCCCGCACCACUGAAGCAAUGGCAGGCAAAAUCACGAGUGAUGAGGGGUACGGAAGCUCCGCGGACUCAGUCUGCGAAAAGACCCUUUCUUUGAGCAGCAGCACCUCGUCCAUAUCCAUGAAUCAAAUACUGCCCGUUACCAAGGUUCCAGCCUUGGACACGAUCGAUCCAUACGUUGUCAACAGAUCCGCCGACUUGGCGGUAGCCAGAAGUCUCCCGGUCCAGCUAUUUUACAGUGCGGAAAUUCAGAACCUCGCCGAUGACAUCGUCAAGGGCUACGCGCGUUUCAUAUCUAGCUUCACCGGACUCGAGGAUGUUGCUUUCUUCAUAUCCCGCCACUCGCCCUUCGUGUCAGGCACACAACAAGCGUGCGGAGUCAUUUGCGCCUCCGUGUUCGGCUCCGAUGGUGCUGAGCAGCAGACGAGCCAAGAACAUUGCAAAGUGCGCGAAGCAGAUGCAUGCUACUACGACAAGGAUGAAGUCCAGUUUUCGUUGACCCUAGGAUUGACUGUCGGACCUGAAAAUGGCCAGCUACAACCUAGCGUCCAAGAAAAUGUAUUUGGCUUGCAUGUUAGAUCUACUCCAAAUGACGGUGUUCUACAAGUCCAUUUCACCUAUCCGACGCAACUCAUUCCGGAUAUGGCAAUCUCCCAACUGUCGACAACACUCGCCUCAUACUUAGCCGACUCGUCUACAUUCCUUAGUCUCGAGAUAUCGCCUCCGGAGCUUUCGAUCAUUAAUUUCCCUCCACUAAUGGUACCCCCAUCCCGGAAUACUGAACCGAAUGAGGCCAUUGCAGCCGAGAGCUCUAGGCCAUCCCUUCUCCACGCUGCUUUUGAGGGCUGGGCCCUCAGAAAGCCUAAUACCAUAGCACUUGAUUUCGUACAUUCUUUAUCAUCUGCGGAAAUACCCGCAGAGCACAGUAUUUUAACUUACGCCGCUCUUAAUACUGCAGCCUCGAACUUGGCUACACAUAUCAGAACUCUUUUGUCCAGUCAAGAUGACUCGGCCAACCAUGGGCGCAUAAUCCCUGUAUAUAUGUCGACGUCCCCUGAACUUUAUAUUUCCUAUCUCGGUGUCCUAAAGGCUGGCUGCGCGUUUUCACCGAUCCCUCAGGAUGCCCCCGCACAGCGAGUCCAGGAGAUUCUCCAGGACAUUGGCUCUCCCAUUAUCCUAGGCAAUACACCAGAGCCGUCCUCUGUGCCGUGGCGUACGGUGGCCACAGACUCUGCAAUAACCACCCAUACAUGGGUUGACGUCGCGGCAGUGUCCAAGUGGAAAGAGCUGCGAGGGGACCAGGCCCCCUCAACAGCUAUAUCGGAGCCUCUUGAACAACUGGAUAUCAAUGAAAGCCAAACUGCUUAUCUUCUGUUCACAAGUGGCUCAACUGGAAAGCCUAAGGGCGUUCAGGUAAGCCAUCUGGCGGUUACCUGCUCCAUCGAGUCCCAUGCUACAGCUAUCCCGCUCCCUGGCGACUCCAUUGGGGACUUCCGUUGGUUCCAGUUCGCGUCUCCCACAUUCGAUCCAUCGCUCAUGGAAAUAUUUGUAACAUUGAGCAGGGGCGCUACUCUUUGUUCUGCUUAUCGCAGUUUGACAUUGACAGACUUGGAAGCGACCAUCAAUGAAGCUAGAGCAACUGUGAUGAUGGCCACUCCCAGCUUGGCUGCACUUCUGCGGCCGUCACGCCUGACAACUCUCCAGUCUCUCUGGACCAUGGGUGAAAAGUUGAAUCGAACAGUCAUUGAGAAUUUUGCUUGCAAAUCGGAAACCAAUGGGCAAGACGACACUUCAGGGCCUUCGACUAUGUUGGUUAAUGCAUAUGGUCCCACCGAAGGUGCAAUUAACUGCACCUUCCUUGCCCCAGUCGACCGUUUUACUCGUGGUUCAAUCAUUGGUAAAGCGCUGCCCACAAGUGCAAUGUUUAUUUUGGAUCCGAAUACGCAUGUACCCAAGCCGGUACCGUCCGGGCUCGCUGGAGAGCUAGCGCUAGGAGGACCGCAAGUCAGCAAAGGCUAUUUGAACCGUCCGAAAGAAACUGCAAAGUCCUUCGUACAUAGUCCCGACUUCGGUUAUGUCUACCGCACUGGUGACAUGGCACGCAUUGUUUGGGACGAAACAGGCUCCCAGGUUAUCGAGUUCCUUGGUCGUAUUACCUCUGAUCAGGUAAAGCUCAGUGGUCGCCGCGUGGAACUUGGUGAGAUAGAGUCUGUCCUUUCCACUGUGAGCGGUAUCACCGAGGUUGUGGCCGUGGUGUCAAAGAGGGACAUGAAUGUGCAGGGCAGCGAACAGAUCUUUGCAUGCUUGGUAGCCGAUACUGCGACCAAAGUAGAAAAACACGAAAUUGUGCGAACCGCACAACAGUCAACACAGCUGCAUCUAGCAUCGUACAUGUGCCCAUCGGCAUACGCAUUCUUUGCUUCUCUACCUAGAUCUAGCUCUGGGAAGGUCGACCGCAAAGCCAUAUCUGCCAAGCUCCAGCAGGGUAGUGUGGAACUAUUCACUACCCAGAAACCGAAGCCUGAAACGUCCGUUGAUGCGCAAGAUAGCUGGGAGACUUCAGAUGAACACACACAACAAGUACAACAACUUGUGGUUGGCCUUGUUGCAGAAACAUCCGAUGAAGACGUCACCGCAAUCAAGCCCGGGGCAGAUCUUUACUCACUAGGUAUUGACAGUCUCGGUGCGAUGCGGCUCCUGCAGAAGUUGCGAGACAAUUCCAUUGAAGGCUUGUCUGUAGGGGAUGUGCUGCGAGCUGAAACACCCAAGGGGCUGGUGUCAAUCAUUGCGAAACUUCACUCAACGUCGGACAGUGUUGACUCGAACGGCGCUUUUCUAGCCAAGAACUCCGCUGAGCAGUUAGGCCAAAGGCUUGCAUCGUUCAGUAGCAGAAAUCACUCUGUAUGUGCGGAGAGGCUCAAUCUAAACCCAGACCAGAUCCAGAAAGUCUUACCAACAACGGCCACUCAAUCUGGUAUGUUGACCAGUUUUCUGCGCAGCUCGGCGGAUAAGUCAUUCCAUACUCGCUCAUACAUCUAUCACUCCGUCCUUCCCCUUGAGGCUACAGUCGACCUUGACCGUGUACGGAACGCGUGGGACAUCGUUACCGCGAAUUAUGACUCCUUCCGGACUGUCUUCUGCUGGCUCGACGACGACAUGGCCCCAUUCGCACAAUGUAUCCUAGCUACUGAUGCAGUUCCACAGCCAAAGUGGAAUGUGUACAACGCCUCUGAAGGCAAUUCAGAGAAGGAAACUCUAAGUCAAGCUCUACGAGCCGCAGAGGAGACAAUUGGCUUGAGCUCGCCUCCAUGGAAGUUGUCGCUAAUCACAACCCCUCAAAAGACACUCAUAAUCUUGAGCAUGUUUCACGGAAUCUUUGAUGGUGGCUCAUUGCAACUACUUCUUGAGGACGUGUCUUUGGUUUACGGUAACAAGGUCAUGGCUAACAGAACAUCAUUGGAACAUAUUGUACAACAUCACUUUGGCGCUGACCAUACAGCAACUUCUGACUUCUGGAACAAACACUUAGAGUACUACUCGCCGAUUUCCUUUCCUUCUGUCACGCCUUAUCGGGCUCCUUCAGUGAAAGCGGCUGAUUGCGUGGAAAUCACCGCACACAUCAGCUACGACAGGUUGAAAAAGCAGUCUAAAACUAUCGGCGCGACCCCACUCUCAGUACUGCAGGCAGCUUGGGGCUCUGUACUCUUGGCCUACACUGGAACCCCGGACCAAGAUGUUGUGAUGGGCAGCGUAGUGUCUGGGCGAUUGGAUCCCGACUCCGAAAUAUGUAUCGGCCCAACAUUUACCACAGUCCCCGUACGACUCGCUAUGAACCUAAUCCCACAGGAUGCCACUGGUACUCGGACAAAUAGAUCCGUUGCCCGCUACCUGUCAUCCUUCAAUGCCAAAACUUUAUCUCACCUACAACCGCGCUUGGGGUCCCUGGUCACAGGAGAUGGUCGGUUGCCAUAUGACACUCUCCUGGCAUAUCAGGACUUCAGUGCUGGAUCGAGUACCAGUGGACUCUGGAGUUCAAUAGACCACCCACCAAUGGGGAAUGACUUUGCAGUAAUGAUUGAAGUUUGGCCUGGAGCCAAUUCAUCUUUGACCUUCCGUGCCAGUUUCAAUCAUGCUCUGCUUGACUCUGAAUCGGCUGAGGUCAUGCUGAGACAAAUGGCUGACAUCGUGGCAUUCAUACUUGAAACGCCAGAAGGAAACUUUCUCGAUGCUCCAUCCCAGACCCAGGCCGAGCUGAAGUCAACUUUCAAUCCAACAUCAAAUGUUGUUCCAGAGGUGUCAGAGGGCGCACUAAUCCACACUCGAUUUGAAGAACAUGCAGAGUCGCACCCAGAGGAUACAGCAUUAAUAUUCAAGGGCGAUUUGGAUGACGACAGCAACCCCCGUAAUGUAUCGUGGACCUAUGGAGAGCUCAACGCCAUAGCCGAUGACCUUGCUGAGAGUCUGCUUCAAGUGACCGGUUCGCUAAUAGAUACUCCUGUUCCCAUAUGUAUUGAGAAAAGCCCAGCCUUGUAUGUGGCGAUUCUGGGAAUUCUAAAAGCAGGUGGUGCCUGGUGUCCGAUUGACACCCUUUCUCCUGCUCAGCGUCGCCAUGACUUGAUUGCUCGGACAGGCGCCAAGGUUCUUCUCGUGUCUAGUACUGAUGGUGAUCAACCCGAAGGCUCCAUUCCAGCUGGGGUCGAUAUUAUCGAUGUCAGCCGAUUCACUGCAAAUUCUUUCGAGUGGAACGGCGUGGGAAGACCCAGUACUAGACAAAGGACAAGCCCCGAUGAUAUGGCGUAUCUCAUCUGGACCAGUGGCACAACAGGUGCACCCAAGGGUGUUCCUAUCAGACAUUCUGCCGCUGUCUCUUGUAUGAAAUCUCUCGCCAAGGAUAUUCCCACUGAUGUACAGGGUGGUGUCGUUCGCUGCAUGCAGUUCUCACAGUAUACCUUCGAUGUGUCAAUCCAAGAUAUCUUCUAUACCUGGAGCCUAGGAGGAGUUCUCAUCUCCGCUACGAGAGAGAUAAUGUUGGGCUCGUUCUCCAAACUCGCGAACAUCACCAAGGCUACUCAUGCGCAUCUCACUCCGGCGUUUUCAGCAGGUGUUCCUAGGAAGAGCUGUGAAACGCUUGAGGUAAUUACCAUGAUCGGCGAGAAGCUGACCCAGCCGGUCGCUGAUGACUGGGGCACUGAUAUGCGCGCCUUCAACACGUACGGUCCUGCCGAAGUAACCAUUGUGUCCACAAUCAGGGAGUUCGGCAAUGAGCACAAGAACAUCAAAAGCGCAAACAUUGGCUGGCCCAUGGAUACUGUGUCUGUUUUCGUGACAAAGAAUCAGCGAAUGGUAAUGAAGAACGCAGUUGGUGAGUUAGCAUUGGGUGGGCCCCAGCUUUCCCCUGGCUAUUUGAACCAAGAGGAUGUCACCAAAGCGAAGUACGUUUGGAAUGAGGAAGCCUCGCAGAUACUGUAUUACACCGGUGACUUGGUGCGCAUGCUUGCCGAUGGCUCUCUUGAGUAUCUCAACCGUGUCGAUGACCUGGUCAAGCUCGGUGGUAUUAGAGUUGAGCUCAGUGAAAUCAGUUUCUCCCUUGACGGCUGUCAUCCUUCUGUUGAGAAUAUUGAGACGCUCAUCCUCAGUCGUUCCGACAGACCCACCAAGGUGGUGGUUGCCUUCCUUUCUGCGCCUGCGGCUGCAUCUGCCGAAGAUGACCAGUUGUUGAUACUCAAUAGUACGGCACUUGAGAUAGCUCGUUCUGCCAGUGAUAAAGCCCACUCAGUUCUUCCUGAUCAUAUGAUCCCGUCUGUGUACUUGGUUGUGAAAAACAUUCCAAGAACGCCAUCCGCCAAGACUGACCGUCGGGCUCUGCAAGCUGCAUAUGAAGCUAUUGACAUCGACAGUUGGGAUGGCCAACUAAACCCUGAAAAUGUGGAUUCCGCCAAACAGCCAGAAAAUGAAGCAGACGCCGCUGCAGCUUCAAAGAUAAUCGAUAUGAUCGCAUCACUGGCCAACAUCUCGUCCUCAAUUAUUACCAAAGUCAGUAGACUUGGAAGUCUAGGUGUCGAUUCAAUUCGCGCCAUCCGCCUUGCGUCCAGGCUCAGAGAAGCUGGCUACCAACUGUCUGUUGUCGAAGUACUGAACUGUGUCACCGUACAAGAUUUGGUGAAGUUAGCCUCUUCCUCUACCAAAACUGCCAAUGCCGCGUCGGAUACAUUUGACCUGGAGAGGUUUAACGUGACAUGGCAUGUCUUGGCCGCUAAAAGGAUACAAGAAGAGUUCUUCACGGUACGCGCUACUACAAUUCAGGAAAGCUUGCUCAGUGAGACAAUGGGCACAUAUGACAUGUACUGGAGUAAUCAUUUCUUCUCGCUUGACCCCUCAGUGUCGCUUGACAGACUAAAGCAGGCUUGGCUUGCAGUUUGCCAAAGGACGGAGGCACUAAGAACAGGUUUUAUUCCCGUGGCUGAGGUGGCUAGCACUUGUCAUGAUAAUUUCGACUUUUCUAUCCUGCAGCUAAUCUAUAAGUUGCCGUCCUUGGAUUGGGAAGAACACAAGUGUACUGAAGAUGACUGGGUGGCGCUGCGUGACCAUCGAAUUAAGACGAUUAUGACAAAGCAUCAAAGCAAUUAUUUCAGCUACCCACCGUGGGCUGUUACUGUUUUCGACAAGGGUAAUGAAAGACUCAUGGUUCUUACGAUACACCAUUCCAUCCACGAUGGCCCUUCGCUCAGUUUAAUUAUGGAUGAUGUGCAAUCUGCUUACAUGUACAAGCCACCCUCGAGGCAUCAGCUUAGCAAUGCGCUUUCCAUCGUUCUUCCGAAUGAAGUGAAGAGCGCAGAGACCCACAACUUUUGGCAGUCCGAGUUAGAGAGGUUUUCAGAGCUGGACACCCCAGUAUGGCCUGACCUCACUGGCAAAAAGGUAGAGCCUGGUGUUGAACAAGAGUUCAAGCUCAUUGCAGAGGAAGUUCCAUUGACGGAAAAGGUUGCGGCCCUUCAAUCGGCUGCAGGACAGCUCGGAGUGUCAUCUAUUGCCUCAAUCGUACGAGCAGCAUGGGGCUAUGUCUCACUUUGCUAUCUCGGGAUCCCAGCAACUGUUUUCGCUGAAACUCUCUCCGACCGUGUGUUGCACCCAGAUCUUGAAGAUGGAAUUGGCCCAUUGAUCUCCGUUGUUCCCAUACCUUUCCACCCACAGGGAAGCGCGCGUGAAUUUCUCGCAGAGCAACACCGGAUCUCCGUACAGUCUUGGAAGCAUCGUCAUAUUCACGCCCGUCACGUGCGAAGGAUGCUGAACCGGCCCAGAGGAGAGGCAUUAUACCCAGCUGUUUUCAACUUCCAUGUGGCAAGUGAAUCCAAGGGUACUGCCCAAUCUCAAAUCUGGCAGGAGCUUCAAGACCAAAUUGGUUUGCACGUGGAACAUCCAAUGGCUUUCAAUGUCUUUCAACAUGUAGACGGUGCUCUUGUCUUGGAAGCGUCUUCGGAUAGCCGCGUGAUGAGCCGAGAGCAGCUGUCGCUUUUUGUUCGUCAGGUCGACGGUUUGGUCACUGCUAUGUUGGCGUUUCCCGACAAACAAUUAGCAGACCUUGUGCACCACCUUCCAACAUCCUUGAAAUCUAUCUCCAAUAGACCUGUUCCUGAGUCUGUUCGGGAUUCAGUCCACACUAGCCCAACAUAUUGGUUGGAGAAGAAUGCCCGCGAGCAUCCGGAGUGGACAGCUGUUGAAGUCGCAAGUGACAUAACUCCAGAGGGAAUUGUGAAGGAAGCGUGGACCUACGAGACGCUCAACUCAAAGGCGAACCGUGUGGCAGCCUACAUUGCCUCCCAAGGGCACAAGAACAGAAUGAUCGGCGUUUGCUGCGGACGAAACCUUCCUUCAUACCCAAUAAUCGUUGGUAUUUUCAAGUCUGGAAAUGGCUAUCUUCCGAUAGAUGAAGGCCUUCCAGAUGAACGGAAAGCAUUCUUGACCGAGGAUGCUGAUUGCCCCAUUGUCUUCACCGAGACUCAAUUCUCGCAGUCAUUCUCCCGAGUACCUGAAGGAUGUCGUGUCAUUUGCGUCGAUGACUCUGGUUUCCAAGAACUGGUGGAAACAAUGCCGGCUGAGGACCGGGAUUACCAGUCUCAUCCAGACGAUGUCGCCUAUCUUCUUUUUACAUCCGGUUCGACUGGUAAGCCCAAAGGUGUCAUGGUCACAAGGGGCAAUCUUUCAUCGUUUAUCGAGUCAUUCAGAGAGUUCUGCAUCAAAGCAGCUCCUGGUACAUUGACUCUGGGCGGCACUGGCAAGUAUCUCGCACAAGCCAGUAGAGCCUUUGAUCCUCAUCUUCUGGAAAUGUUCUUCCCUUGGCGCCAAGGAAUGACAACGGCGACUGCGCCUAGAGCUAUGAUCUUGAAUGACAUAAAGACAACACUUUCAAAAUGGGAGAUCACGCAUGCAAGCUUCGUGCCGUCGAUGGUGGAUCAAUCAGAUACACAGCCAGGGGACUGUCCCAAGCUACAACACAUGACCGUCGGCGGCGAGAAAAUAUCCAAGAAAGUAUUGGAUACUUGGGCCGAUUCGCACAUUGCGCUUGUAAAUGCAUAUGGUCCGACCGAGGUGACAAUUGGUUGUACUUUCGCUCACGUUCGGAAGCAGACAAACAUGCGGAACAUUGGACCACCGUUGACUGCCUGUGCCUGUCAUGUCAUGAUCCCCGGUACAGACAAUUAUGCUCUCCGAGGUCAAACUGGAGAGCUGGUCUUUAGCGGAGAUCUUGUUGGAAAAGGGUACCUUAACAGGCCUGAUGCCACUGGAUUUGUGACGGGACCUAAUGGCGAGAAAAUGUACCGAACUGGUGAUAUAGGUCGCCUGAUGCCAGAUGAUUCGGUGGAGUACCUUGGGCGUGGUGACGAUCAAACCAAGAUCCGGGGGCAAAGGUUGGAGCUCGGAGAGGUGUCUGAAGUGCUGCGUUCAUCCUCGGCCGUCCCCAUUACUGUUGUCACGACUGUUGUCAAACAUCCAGGCCUCGCUAGAGCACAGCUUAUCUCUUUCAUCACACGGUCAGAUGCUUGUCGUCACCAGUCAGAUGAGAGCGUAACCUUUGUCCAGUCUGAUUUCGCAACCUUGGGCAAGGAACUCCAGGUUACCCUCAAAAAGAAGCUGCCAGCAUAUAUGGUUCCUGAGCUUAUCCUCCCCAUAACGUAUAUCCCGAAGGCACCGAUGUCAGGGAAAGCAAAUCUCAAAGAACUGCAUGCUCUAUUCACGAGCUUACCGCUCGCGACUGUUCUCCAGGGAAACAAUGCGAUCAAUAAAGAUGGCAGUGCGGUCAGUCGACCUCUAACCGCUGAUGAGGAGGCUGUGGCGGAGGAGGUCUGUACCGUUAUAUCUACAGACCCUUCCAACAUUGGUCCAAUGACAAAUAUCUUUGAGAUAGGCCUGGACAGUCUGAGCGCCAUAGGUCUCUCUAUCAAACUCAGAAAGAUCGGAUACCAAGCCACAGUAGCUCUUGUCAUGAGCAAUCCAGUUAUUGAACAGCUUGCACGUCUGCCAAGAAAUACCUCCUCGUCGAAUGAACAAGAUCCGUUAUCGAAUACACGCCGGAGGCUUCUUGACAUAGAAUCACAAUACAGAGAAAGCUCCCCUGCUGGAGUCGACCUGUCUCAAAUUGCUUCUGUGCGUCCUUGUUUGCCCCUUCAAGAGGGCUUAGUAGCCCGCUCCAUCAAUAGCGAUGGUGGCCAGCUCUAUGUCAACCAUGUUAUUCUUCAACUUGGAAAGGUCAAUAUUGCUCAGUUGAAGUCAGCGUGGCAAACAGUGGUCAAUGAUAAUGAGAUCUUGAGAACUGCUUUUGCUCCGUUGGAUAGGGAAAUGGUCCAGGUAGUCUUCUCUCCUGACUCAAAUCAGCUUCGCUGGACCGAAGGAGAAUAUGACAACCUCGAGGAAUCGAUCGAGAGGUCCAAAUUGCAACAGGAGGAAGUCACUCGAGACAUCAUUUCAAACAUCUCCAGUACACCUCCUGUACGAUUCCAUAUUGCAAAGCGCUCUGAAACCAAGGAGCCGCUCGCUCUCUUCAUCUCCCUCCACCAUGCUCUCUAUGAUGGGGAGUCUUUGUCAAUGUUGAUGGAUGAUGUUACUGCUCAAUAUGCAGAGCACCCAGUUCCAGAGAGAGGCUUACCGUGCGCGUUCAUUGAGCAUAUUUAUGGUCAAGACUUAGAAAAGGCAAAGAAACACUGGACUGAGUAUCUGGCCGGUUGCCACCCAACAGUCUUCCGCGAAGAUCCUAGUGUCAUGGAACUUCCAACUUCUGCGCACAAAGAACUUGGUAACAAACUGUCAGCCUUGGAGCGCCGAUCAGCUAGUCUCCAAACAACGGUCCCCUCCUUGAUACAGGCGAUAUUUGCACUUCUGUUGGCCGAUACAGUAGGCGCCUCGGAUAUAACGUACGGACUUGUGCUCUCUGGUCGCGCUGUAUCUGUGCCAGGAGCAGAUUCAGUCCUUCUUCCCUGCAUUACUACAAUUCCCAGUCGUCUUGACACGAACGGGUUGGAUACAGUUACAGAUGUAAUUGAAGCUGUCCAAAGAUCGACUGUUAGGUCGCUUGAUUACCAGCAUACUUCCUUGAGACACAUACAGCGCUGGAUAAACUCCGAAACCCCUCUCUUUGACUGCCUCUUCUCCUACAUCAGGGCCACUGAGCCAGAAAGAUACAGUCUCUGGAAGGAGCUUGACAGCCACAUGCCUGCUGAAUAUCCACUUGCAGUUGAAGUCGAGGCAAACCAUGCUACUGACACGAUCAAUCUAAAUUGCCUCUUUUCCCCGGCAUUCGGCUCUCUGUAUAAUGGAGAGGAGUUCCUCGAAAAGAUGGAUGCUGUACUCGCAAGUGUGGCAUCAGGCGAAAGCGUCUCUUUGGAUAGUUUCAACCUUCUCCGAAUGGAAGAUUCUGGCUCACGUUCAUCUGCUAUCCAAUGGGAUGAGACCACAUGGUCCAAUACAGAAACUGAGAUUCGAGGGCUCAUUGCUUCUUUCUGUGGCUUGAGUCUGGCAGAUGUCACCAAGGGAGCUUCAUUCUUGAGUUUGGGGAUUGACUCUGUUACAGCCAUCCAAUUCGCACGCAAGCUACGUGAAUCAGGCCUUAAUGCUUCUUCAUCUGACGUCAUGCGCUUCUCAUGCGUAGGUGCGUUAGCUAAACACGUCGAGCAAUCUUCUCUUCCUCAGCCCACAACCAACGGAGAACAUGUCAGCGAGACAGCGAAUAUUCCUCUCGAUGUCUAUCAGAAGCAUGUCCGUCUCCUAAGUUAUAAUGAUUCCGUCGAGGCUAUGUUUGAAUGUACACCUCUACAGGCUGGCAUGAUCACACAAACCCUAGCCUCUUCCAGGCAGGUUUACGUUAAUCCUCAUCCUAUCCGCCUUAACAACUCCGUGGAUAUUGGUAGAUUGCGUGAUGCGGUCCAAAAAAUAAUCAAGAGAAAUGAUAUCCUGCGUACUUCAUUCCAUCUGAUAGGGGAGCUUGGCUCUUCCUGGAUCGGUGCUGUGCACGCACAUCCCCCUCUUGAAUGGCAAGAGCUGAGUUUGCCAUCUGGCUGUGACGUCCUCGCCAAGGUCAAUGCACUCUUCUCCUUUGAGGAGGAGUCUUCUUUUGAGGUUCCGCCAAUCCGCUCUGUUUUGGUCAACCAGCCUGAGGGAAUGCUUUUGAUCAUUGUCAUGCACCAUUCUCUAUACGAUGGUGCUUCCUUGCCAUUUUUCUUUGAGGACCUCGCCAUUACGUACAAUGGUGAGGCUCCGUCAGAGAGACCCCAAUUCUCAGAAACAGUCAAAUAUGUAACGAACGGACAAGGUGAGGCCUGCGACUUUUGGGCCCGUAAGCUGUCCGGGUAUGAAGCGGUGGAGCUCCCUCAGCUGCAGUCCCCUGAAUCUUUGGAUCGCAUGUUCCUCUCAGAAAAUCAUGUUGAUCUUAACUUGCCGCUAAUAAUUGACGCUUGCAAAAAGAUGGAAGUCACUGUACAAAGCGUGGCUAUCCUAGCAUACGCCAAGGCCCUCGCACGUCUUGUUGGAAAGCGCGAUAUUGCAUUUGGACAAGUUCUUGCAGGUCGGUCAGUGCCAGGAACCGAACGUACUUUUGGACCGCUGUUCAACACUGUAGCUCAAAGAGUAACCUUUGAGCCGAAAUUCCUGAGCAAUAGGGCUAUGGCAUUGCGGCUGCAACAACUCACUACUGAAGCACAAGAAUAUCAGCACGCGCCUCUGAGAGUUGUACAAAACUCGUUGAGAAAGGCUGAUGCGCUGAAAGCUACUUCUCUCUUCGAUACGCUCUUCGUCUUCCAGAAGAGCGCAGACUUUGCAGGUAGCAUCCUUGAGGAGCAAGAGAUUUGGAAGCCGUACGAAACAGAUGACUAUGCUGCUCAAGCCGAGUAUAAGCUGAACGUGGAAGUUGACCAUGGCCAAGACAGAAUUGCAGUCAGCGCCAACUGCAACGGGCAAUAUAUGUCCCAAAUGGCUCUCGAUAGCUUCAUCAAUGAUUUCACAGCCGCCUUCAAAGAUAUUAUCCAGCACCCAACGAGAUGCGUCACAAUCGUACCUGAGCAUCUCGGAGAGCUACCGCUCAGAUUAUUACUGGAAACACCUGAAGAAAACCUGCCUGUCGACACGGAUGCGCCUCCGCACGAAGCCAUCGUUAAAUCGGUACUAGCAGAUGUGUCUGGUGUGCCAGCCGACAGUAUUAACCCCAGUACUAGCAUCUUCAGUAUUGGGUUGGACUCCUUGACGGCAAUUCGUAUUGCUUCCAUCUGUCGAUCGAAGGGGCUGAAGACGGGUGUAGCCGAUAUUCUCCAAGGCAACACUCUACGUGGAAUCAGUCAACGUAUCCGGCCUAUAGCAGAACAGGCAGUCGAGCCUCAAGGCGCCCUUAUCAAGGACUACGAUCAAGUUGAGAAAAUGGUUCUGCGACAGCUGAAGCUGGAUAAGGAGUCGAUUGAAACAAUUCUUCCAUGUCUCGGCGGUCAGCACUAUCACCUCGUGAGCUGGUUGAAGUCUGGACGGAAACUGUUUGAACCGGCCUGGCCAUACUUCACUGCGGAACGUAUCAAUGCCGAGAUGCUUGAAGAAGCAUGGUAUCAACUUCGCCAAAGGCAUCCAGUGCUACGGACUUGCUUCGCAGCUAUUUCCUCAUCUGAAGCCGUCCAGGUCGUCAUGAAGCAGGCGGUGCGUGACGGCGAAACUUUCAAGGUCAUUGAGUCCUCCGAUUCCAUAACAGAGCUUGCAAAGGCACAGGCAAAGGUGGAAGCUUUAGCGCCUUCUUCGCUCUUUGUUCCUCCUGUAAGACUACGCCUUUUGAAGGCUAGCGACAGAGACGGAAUCCUUGUCCUAGUCAACCACGCUGCAUACGAUGCAUGGACAAUGCCACUGUUCGUUUCAGAGCUUGGAAAACUCUACCGCGGUCAGCCCUUGGACUCGAACCCUGAUUUCCCUUCCUUUGUCGAUUACUCAGUCCGCUCUCUUCAAGAGGUUGACGAGAAAACAUACUGGACCUCAGCCCUCGGCUCAGGUAUGCGCACCGUCAUCAACUCCAAGCAGGAAGCCGGCCAAGUCCCAGAUCAACUAUUCGUCGGAGCUUGGGAAAAGGUCAAGAGCGUAGCCCAACUAGAAAACACAUGCCGCUCUGUCGGCCUGAGCCUCCAAGCCGUGGUCCUUCUGGCUGUUGCCCGCACCCUCGCACGCGCAACGGGAUCAACAAGUCCAACCAUGGGCUUAUACCAAACCGGUCGCUCCGCCUCGUUCCCCAACAUUGAAAAGCUCUCCGGGCCUUGUCUGAACGUCAACCCAUUCAGCAUCUCCGACGUCAUCUCUGACGAGCCAGAGCUCAACCUUCUGGACAAAGCCCGCGCGGUUCAAUCCUCCCUCGCAGAGCGCGUCUCGUUCGAGCAAAGCUCACUGCAGGACGUCCUCCGCUGGGUUGGUGCCGAAAAAUCUGGAUCACCGUUGUUCAACACCUGGGUCAACCUCCUCUGGAUGCAGAGUUCCAUUCCAUCAGCCAAUGAUGCCACACCAGAUGUAGAACUCAAUGACAAUGCCGAGAUUUUCUUGCCCCUUCGUAUUGGUGUUCCCACGGACUUCAUUCCCGAUGAGCCUCUGUCUGGUCUGGAGUCAACCUCCGUGUCUGCGUUGGAUACUUCUCUUCUGCCAGAUGAGAACGUCUACAUUGAUAUCGGUCCUGACCCGAAGACUGAUACCAUCGGAUUUGGUGUUCGUGUCGAAGGUGGUGCUCUUUCCGAGGUAGAAGUCAAUAAACUUGUGUCUGAUAUCGGGGCUGAGAUUGAAGGAAUCGUUGCGUCCUUGCAGUGAUACAAGGCAGCAAAGCAACAUCAAUAUAACUGAGAGACAAAAAAAUGAAUAAAUAAAUAAAAAGGAAAAAACGAAAAAGGAAAAAAGAAAAAGAAAACAGUCAAUGAGGCAGGAUUCCUCUUUCUGAUAAUUU
Aspergillus pseudotamarii is the source of this 14565-nucleotide messenger RNA. It is a transcript of the gene sidC, whose product is annotated as nonribosomal siderophore peptide synthase SidC. Gene Ontology annotation, biological process: secondary metabolite biosynthetic process; amino acid activation for nonribosomal peptide biosynthetic process. Gene Ontology annotation, cellular component: cytoplasm. Lineage: Eukaryota; Fungi; Ascomycota; Eurotiomycetes; Eurotiales; Aspergillaceae. The coding region runs from base 150 to 14432 and encodes 4760 amino acids. Gene Ontology annotation, molecular function: phosphopantetheine binding; catalytic activity. The transcript has 2 exons. The record is from RefSeq and is a predicted model, not a curated record.